AUGCAGACACAAAGAGAAGCAGAGGAAAACAAAGCAGAAGAAAGAGAAAGUGAAGAGGAGCAACUGGUUGAUGAGAGAGAGCAUGAGGAAAACAUAGCCAAGAAAAGAAAAUUAGAAGGUAGAGAGGAAGAAGACAUACCUAAGGAAAGAGAAGAGUACAAAACAGCUCAGGGAAGAAACUAUACAGUUCUGGGAAGGCUGUCGGUGCCAGGCUCCAAAAGAAAGUACACGGUCACUCAAGCUGAACUGAAGAGAAGAAUCAUGGCAGAAAACAUGUCAAACAACAUGUUAAGAAGCCUAAUUAGGGUUCGUAAAGAGGAUCUCCCUCAGGAGCUCAGAGAACAACGGCCGAUAAAAGCCAAGACAAAAACAAGUAUCUUCUCUGCUCUCAGUGAAGGAGAGGCCACAGAUUUAGCCCAGGAGCUGGGAGCCAUGCUAGGGAGAUAUGUAAACCUGAGCAUGAUUGAAAGUGUUCCCAUUGCUGAGGCAGACAUUGCAAAGAAUACACUCUGUACUCUCCAGUGCUUGCUGAGGGAAAAACUGGGAGAGGAAUCACCUUUUAGUCUGCUGACCCAUACAUUUGGACCACAAGUUGUAGAUGUUGUCAUCUCAUUUUUAAUCAGUCAGUUUAAGUAGAGGUACACUGAGCCAGUGAACACAAUAACAAAUGAAUGUUUCAAACAUUGUCAUCUCAAUUAUUUUGAGUUAUUUGAUUUAUUUGAGUUAUUUGAUUUAAAUAUACAACAUAUCACUGUUAGAGAACGCAUUCAGACAGCAGGGUAAUGUUAAUGUUCAUUAUUUACUUAGCUUUAUUUACAAUUAAAGAUUGCAUUAUUUUUCAGAUUUGUUUUAAAACAAUAUAUAGUAAAAUAAACAAAAGCAAAAAACAGCAGUCUCUUUCACUUAAUUUUUCAUGUGCACAUUUACAUGUAGCAAGUUAAUUUUACAUUUGUAUUUUACAUGUUUUUUUUUUCCAUAUCUACAUUUAUUCUUUGAAUUUAGUUAGUCGUCUUUUGAAAUUCUUUCUAUACUUUCGUUUCAUGUUUUUUGCUCUGUGUGGAAACAAUGGUCUUAUCUUUCUUGUCAAAUCUGUAGAUACAGCUGUAAAUUCCAUUCCUGUCACGGUGGCAUUUGUUAUACAGUCAUGCAGGUUUUUAAUUUGCUGGCUAAUGUGCUGAGGAAUGUUCUGCCAUUUCUGCACAGUCUCCAGUAUUUCAUUUAACUUCUGCACUUCAGUUUUAGAGUGGUUUGCUGCAGUGUUCACAUUUAACUGCAUUGACAUGUCUU
Molecule: messenger RNA, 1287 nt
Organism: Carassius gibelio (silver crucian carp)
Lineage: Eukaryota; Metazoa; Chordata; Actinopteri; Cypriniformes; Cyprinidae
Exons: 4
Coding region: 1-636 (211 amino acids)
Source: RefSeq, a predicted model, not a curated record